GCGGGGCCGGGCGGGCCGGGCCGGUGGGAGCCGAGGACAAAGGUGACCGUGCGGGAGCGGUGCCCCAAAGCCCCCUCGCCCCAUCCGACCCCGCAUCGAGCGCUCUCACGGCCACCACGGCCACGCCCGUGUCGUUGAUGCUGGUGACCGCCGCAGACCGGAGGUAAAGUCCAGGGCGCGGAGCCAUGAAGCUGAACGAGCGGAGCUUGGCCUUCUACGCCACCUGCGACUCCCCGGCCGACAACGCCGGGUUCCUGUACAAGCGCGGCGAGCGGCACACGGCCUAUCACCGCCGCUGGUUCGUGCUCAAGGGCAACAUGCUCUUCUACUUCGAGGAGAGGGACAGCCGGGAGCCCGUGGGCGUCAUCGUGCUGGAGGGAUGCAACGUGGAGCUCUGCGAUGCAGCCGAGAGCUUCACCUUCGCCAUCCGCUUUGGCGGUGCCAAGUCCCGCACCUACGUGCUGGCGGCGGAGAACCAGGCGGCCAUGGAGUCGUGGGUGAAGUCGCUGUCCCGAGCCAGCUUUGACUACAUGCGGCUGGUGGUGCGGGAGCUGGAGAAGCAGCUUCAGGAGAUGAGCCGGGGGCUGGCCGGAGGAUGUGCGGGCACCCAGGAACCUCCCGGCCUCUGGAAGCCGAAGCCGUCGGGGCUGGAGCAUUGGCCGGAGCGGCUGCCGGCUCUGCCCGCCAUCCCGAAGGAGAACGGCUGUGCGGUGUGGAACAACGUGCUGGCAGCGGAGCGGCUGCCCGACACCUCUGGGUGUGCUGGGCACGAUGAGGAGGAGAACCCGCGGCCGCCGCCGCUGCCGCCGCGCAGGCGGGUGUCGAGCGGGGAGGCAGCGAGCGCCGUGGGGCAGAGCCCGUCCACCUUCUGCCGCCUCCACGAGCAGUACAGCAGGGAGGUGGCCCGGCUGCGGCAGGACUGGCAGCUGAAGCAGCGUGGCCCCCGGCCCUAAGUGGUGGCUGAGCCCUGGGAACUUUCCAGGAGCUGGGGCAGGUUGCACAUGGUCGUCCUUGGUGCUGGCCCUGUCCCCUCCUCACCUCGGGGUGUGCAGAACUGGCUGUGGUGAUGAUGGACCCUGCUGUGGUGCUAAUGAGGGCUGGGCACCGAGGGACACCAGUGCUGCUCUGUGAUGGUGAAAUGGGCACCCCAUUGGGUGUGGGGUGCUCCACUCAGCACAAGCAAACUACAAACCAGCCACUGGCUGAGGCCUCUUGGAAAUCGAGCACAGCUCUGCCUCUGCUGGGACACUCGAUGCUCUGGCAGUGGGAUCACGCAUUGACAACUUUUGGAGGAGGAUUUUGAGGGGAUCUCACCCGCCUGAGUGCCCGUGUGGGUGUUCCACAGUGGAGAGCCGGCUACUGACUUCCCCUCCCGGCCCAGCCCAAGGCUGAGGUCGGCUGAGCUCUGCCAGAUCCCUCUGCUCCAGCAGGAUGUGGUUUGAAAUGAAAAUAUCAGUGAGUGCAGCCCUUCCUUAACAGCAGCAGCAGCUCCGCAUGCUCCGGGGAGCCGGUGACACCCAGCCCUGGGCAUUACACAGGGAGCAAUUGCUUCCUGCAGCCUGGAUGGUGAAUUUGGGGAAGGUCAGACCCUGGGGGAAUUCAGCAGCUGCAGGCCCUGUCUUGCUGGUGGAUAUUUUGGGACAGCACAUCAUCCCCAUGCCAGCUCACUAAGGGGAAGCAUCGCUCGUGGUGGCAAAGUGGGAACGAGUGUGUCAGCAGCAGAGCGUGAGGAAUGAUUCAUGUGCCAAACCAGAGCAAAGCUGGCGUCUCAUGCCUGUAUUUCUCUCUUACUUCCACAACAGACACCCAAGCUGCUGGCCCAGAGGUGGGGUGUCCCACGCUGGAGCAGGUGGGAGCAGUCAGGGUGUCCUGGCUUAGGGCUGGGUGGCUCCAUCUCCCUUUGCUCCCUUGGGACAGGCACAAGAUUUUUCUACAAUAAAAGUUGUUUUACAAUUUC
Messenger RNA from Catharus ustulatus (Swainson's thrush), 1957 nucleotides. RefSeq names its product PH domain containing endocytic trafficking adaptor 1 (gene PHETA1). The transcript has 2 exons. Gene Ontology annotation, cellular component: trans-Golgi network; early endosome; recycling endosome. NCBI's taxonomy places the organism in Eukaryota, Metazoa, Chordata, Aves, Passeriformes, Turdidae. The coding region runs from base 186 to 953 and encodes 255 amino acids. The record is from RefSeq and is a predicted model, not a curated record. Gene Ontology annotation, biological process: endosome organization; retrograde transport, endosome to Golgi; receptor recycling.